UUACCUUGGGUGAUGUGGAGCCACAAAACACCGAAACAGCAAGUUGUGAAGCAGCAGUUCACCAUGGAAUUGAAGAGAUUUCCUGCAGAAAAAAUGACCACAAUUAAUCCUAAGAAUAUUCAACACAACAAAUUAACACUGAAAUACUCCUUUAAAUUGCCGGGCUGUUCGUCUGGAUAUUACAUGGGUUCAGCAGAGGAAGUUAGCAACAAGCAUUUCUACAGGUUUCCAAAACAACCUCGAGUAUUGCUUCUGAAGUGGAAAAGUGUUUGUAAAUUGUCAUCUGUUGUGAACUGUGCUACUUAUUUUGUUUGUGAAGAUCAUUCUUUCAAAGAUUUUAUGAAUAAAACUAAGCGUAGGCUAAACAGGGCUGUGUUUCUAAAACGUGGCAGGUGUUCCUUGUGAAAUUGCUAAUGUCAUCAGUGAAUCAGAUGAAACUGUUGUUAAUGGUGAAAUUUUUAUCGCGUGCUUAAGUAAGUUUUGUUUUCAUUUCAUUGUUUUUAUCCAUCUUUCCUAUUUUUUGUUCUUAAUAUUGAUGUCUUCUUUUUUGUGUUGAAGCAUUUACAGUCGUAAGAUGUAGGAACAUUUUUCAAGAAAUUAAUGAUCAGUAGUGCAAGUUUAUUGGGCAAUUACUCAGAAACUACAGUCCUGACAAAUAGUUGCAACAAAUUUUAGAAUUCUUCAUUAAUUAAUACUUUGGUACAGAUUUAAUUGUCAAUUAUUCUCUUAACAAUAGGUCUCUUUUUCUAUAUUGACCCUGCAGCUUGUAAGACGUCAAAGUAUGACAUUAUUUAGGAAUAUUUGUAGUUGCUACAAUUUUUAUAUAGCCUGUGAUAAUUAUUGUGAUAACCAAAACCAACUGCGGGAAUGACUCGGGCUGUGGA
This is a messenger RNA of Schistocerca gregaria, 884 nucleotides long. RefSeq lists its product as uncharacterized. The record is from RefSeq and is a predicted model, not a curated record. The transcript has 3 exons. NCBI's taxonomy places the organism in Eukaryota, Metazoa, Arthropoda, Insecta, Orthoptera, Acrididae. Bases 13 to 405 code for a protein of 130 amino acids.